GGACGGACUACCAGUGCCCACUGGUUUUGAGGAUUCAAAACCAUUCUAUUGGCAGCUAUUAGAUAGUACAGGCCUUGGGAUUCUCACCUAGUUUUCAGCGUUGGCGUCGUAUGACAUAAUACACUCUGCUAUGGAUAUACUAUGGUUAGUUUAUCUUCCCUGGAUAACUCCGACACCUGCCUGUCCUGAUUGACCCUAGCCAGCAUCGUAGUAAUUUUGAGGUGCUUCAAAAAUAUUUGAUCCUAGCCAGCGUCGAGGUGAGGCGAGGCGAGGCGAGGCGAGGCGAGGCGAGGCGAGGCCAAAGAAAUCGUCGCCGUUAUUCUCUCGGCGAGGCUUUUGACUUUUGAGGCGCCUAAGAAAUCGUCUAAAGACUCACUGCCUAUUAGCUCUCAGCGAGGCCUCUGCCAAAAGCCUUUGCGGUGGAGGUUACCUCAGGUGGUAACAGCCGUUAACAGCUGCCAAAUCUUACAAGAUGGUCCAACCCCGGCUUCUGUGCGUGGUGUUGGGGAUUCUAUCCGCGGCGACGUUACGUGCAGUGGCUAUUAGGAGCACUCAAGCCCCUCUUCGCAUCGACUGCGGGUCCGACACCCCAACAUCAGCCAACGGCCUGGAUUGGCUCGCCGAUAACUACUCCAACGGUGGCGAUUCACAUAUCAUCUCGAACCCUUCUGCCAACACUUCCCAAGGGUCUUCGAUCAACUUGAAUGCUGUGGAAUCUACACUCCGCGCCUUCCCCCCCGGCACUACAGGCUGCUACAACAUCCCCGUUAUAAAGGGCCGCUAUCUCGUGCGCCUGGGCUUCGCUUAUAACAACUACGAUAACCGCAACAUGCCGCCGAGUUUCAGCGUUCUAGUGCAGGACACUUUUGUGGAGAGUGUAAAUAUGACCGUUGUGCAGUACAACUUCAGCGGCGCAGUGUAUUACUCUGACUAUAUCGCGUACGCCCUGAAGGGGAAGCUCUCACUGUGCUUCCAGCCGCUACCGGCGGACUUGGGCUCUGUCGGCCACAAGGCCAGGCCCGAGCCUGGCGGCAAGGUCGGCCCCGAGGCUGGCAGCUCCGCUAUAGUGAACUCGUUAGAAGUUCUGCCGCAAGACACUGACGCGUAUGACGCUGCUACACUCGGCAAUAAUGUUAUCCUCUCCACAUACCUCCGGCUCAACAUGGGGGGAGGCAUGGUCGGGCCCGAGCCUGCAGACCCAGGCUUCCGAACCUGGAUCGGGGACGUUCGGCCGGACCAGGGCAACUAUUCAGUGGUUACGAAGCAAUCUGCCUUGGGAUCGAUCUCUGGCUCGGGAGUUGCGCCUGACUACCUCCCUGCAGCAGUUUUUGAAUCUGCCCGAGCUGCCCUGACUCCCGUGACAAACAGGAGUGACGGUGGCGGCGGGCAGUCUACGCUUCCGUCUCCUUCUCUGCCUCAAGCGACGGGCUUCCGAAUGAUGCUGUUGCCCGUGGACCUAUCCGGCCUCUGGUAUAUCCGGUUCUAUUUCGCCGAGCUGGAUCCCUCUGCUCGGGCCGGCGACCGUGUGUUCGAGAUCCUGCUAGGCAACGGUUACGUAGUCAAGACCAGUGGAAACCAGACCGGCCUGUCCACUGGUUACCAGAUCGGUCAGUCGACUGGUAACCAUACCGGCCUGUCCAGUAGCAACCAGACCGGCAGGUUUGACAUUCUCGCUAAGGUGCCCCCGUUAACAGCACUGGUGGUGCCGGUGAUUUUCAACCUUUCGGAGCAUGCGUCGAGCCAUGGGGCAGCAUUCCCCGGCGCGGGCUGGGAAGAGGGUGGGCAUCUGGAGGAGGUUUGGGAUCUGGAGGUGGGAGUGCGCACGGUGCGGGGAAGCAGACUGCCAGGGGUGAUCAGCGGAGUGGAGCUGUUUGAAGUGAUUCCGCAAGCCAGUACUGAGAGCGCAGGCAUCACUCGCCCUCUCCCAGACCCAACACCAGCCCCACCAUCAGCCGCAGCACCAUCAGCACCAGCACCCGCACCAUUGGCACCAGAACCCGCUACAGCCACACCUCCUACCUCCCCCUCAACCGCACCUACAGCCCCCACUUCUGGCACACCUCAGCCACCUCCAGGCCCCCCCUCAGCCGCCCCCUCAGGCUCCCCUGCUGUUGGCAUAUCCCCAGCCCUGCCCCUUGCACCCCCGUCUGCCAAACCCACUGGCCAGUCACCACCUCCCCCUGCUACCACCCCCCCUUCCACCUCUCCCACUUCCACCUCUCCUCCCAGCCCCCCUCCUCCCACUCGCUCGGCCUCCCCUUCUCUCCACCACGCUCCUCCCACCCUCUUGCGCCUGCUGUUCCUCCUCCUAUUGUCCUGCCUGCUGCCCUCUAGCUUGUUGUAGUUAGCAACGAAUUUGAGGCGCCUCAAUAGUCUCCCCUUCUCUCCACCACACUCCUCCCACCCUCUUGUUCCGGCUGUUCGUCCUCCUCCUCUUGUCCUGCCUGCUGCCUGUCGUAGUUAGCAACGAAUUUGAGGCUCCCCUUCUCUCCACCUCACUCCUACCACCCUCUUGUUCUGGCUUUUCCUCCUCUUGACCUACCUGCUGCCUGCAGGCCUGUCGUAGUUAGGGAUGAAACUUGAGGCGCCUCAGAAGUCUCCUCUUCUCCUUUCCACACCCCUCGCACCCUCUUGUUCGGCUGUUCCGCCUCUUGUCCUGCCUGCUGCCUGUAGGCCUGGUGUAAAUUGUGACGAUUGUUUAGUCUGCGACAAUGGCAGUGGCAGGUGCAGCUGCUGUAGCAGCUGCCAUCUGUGGUAGUGGGAGCAGCAGCAGCAGCAGCAGCAGCAGCUGGAGCAGGAACAGGAGCAGGAGCGGCAACAUCACAAGGAAUCUCAGUUCUUAGCAGCAAGUUGUCUAGCUGUAACCGGAUAGUGUACAUAUGUUUCAUUUCAGGAGGUAAGUUAUGUGCGGUGUCCAGAUCCCAGGCUGGUAAUUCUUGUUGUACAUACAGCUUGACAAGUGUGCUUCGCCAAAGCUUCUUGUACAAUUGUGUUAGAGAUUUCAGUG
This is a messenger RNA of Closterium sp. NIES-67, 3007 nucleotides long. The record is from the annotation of a GenBank genome assembly. NCBI's taxonomy places the organism in Eukaryota, Viridiplantae, Streptophyta, Zygnematophyceae, Desmidiales, Closteriaceae.